AUCGUUACAUCUUUGAAAACUAGUACAUACAACACAAUUUUCGCUUUCCUUUUUUUAUCGCGAUUACACUAGACAAAUUACCAUAAUUUAUGCUUGUUUCAGUAAAAAGUAAUUUCAAACAAUAUGUAAGAUUAGUUAAGGGAAUGAGCAAGCCUGAUAUUUAUUCAACUUCGUGUGCUUUUGUCGUACCUGUGAAGCUUUAUGACUCAUGGAUUUUAACCAAGUCCUAUCUAUUUUAAGUGCUAUUUAUAUCAUAAUGUAAUGUCAAAAGAUACACAACGUUCGUAUCCAACCAUACAACUUUAAUUACUUUCACAAUAUGUUCGUUCGACAUUAUUAUAGCAAAUUAAACAAGCUCUAAAUAACAUUAAUCAUUAAUACGUGCAAAUAAUGUAAAUUGCCAAUAAUCCGUUUAUUAAAUAAAUAGUCGAUGCAAUAAAUACAACCCACACUCGCAAAUAUCACAUUGAUUUUUGAUAAAUAAAACCUUAUUAUGUGGCGAAUUCAUCAGAAUAAUAAUAAUGUGGACAUUAUUAUUAUUCUGAUGAAUUUGUGUUUAUUUUUUCAAAAAGUGACUGGAAACACAAGAAUUUACCACACUUUGUUAAAAUUUUGUUAAAAACUAUAAAAUGUGUGUAAAGUUGCUACUUAGAAAUCGAGAAAGCAGUAGCAACUUGUGAAAAAAUCGCAUUUACUCGUGAAUUUUAAGGCGAGGAACCGCUUUGAUAUUGUCGCGAGAUGGCGUCACGGUUCGUAAUCACUCUUUCAUUAUAUCGUUCGUAUUUUGCGAAAACUCGUCUUAAAAAGUUAGAAUACCUCGUAUGAAGGAAAUUGCGUAAUAAAUCGACUGUUAACCUUUUUGACUGAAUGAGAAGAAAUAAAUAAGGAUUACUUAAGUAAUGGAAUGACACGGCAACGUUCUGGAAAAAAUUGGCGAAGGCAACGUGGUUUCAGCCGGCACCAUUUCCUCGCCGUGGACUCCCGUCACCGGCCCGCCCGCCGACUCCAACGGCGCGGGUCCGGAUACAAAGAAUCUAGAUGUCGGAGACGUCAGCGAUGAUGAGAAGGAUAUGACAGCGGCAGACGCUGAAGGAGUAUGGAGUCCGGAUAUCGAGCAGAGUUUUCAGGAAGCGCUAGCUAUAUAUCCUCCAUGCGGUCGACGGAAAAUUAUAUUAUCAGACGAAGGAAAAAUGUAUGGUCGAAACGAACUCAUAGCACGAUAUAUCAAAUUAAGGACUGGAAAAACACGUACAAGAAAACAAGUCAGUUCACACAUACAGGUGUUGGCAAGGCGAAAACUGAGGGAAAUUCAAGCCAAACUGAAGGUAGACCAUGCAGCCAAGGAGAAGGCUCUGCAAACGAUGUCGAGCAUGUCAAGUGCGCAGAUAGUAUCAGCUACUGCAAUGCACAGCAAGUCAGCAGGUCUGAGUCUUGGUCUAACUCCCCCCGUCUCCUAUACUGGAGCGCAGUUCUGGCAGCCCGGAUUACAACCAGGAACCAGUCAAGAUGUUAAACCGUUCACACAAUCGUCGUAUCCUGCUGGUAAGCCUGCGACAGCAGUCUCAGCAGGGGACGUUGGACCUCUGCAAACAGCCCCACCGCCGGUCUGGGAAGGACGGGCCAUAGCCACUCAUAAACUUAGACUUGUUGAAUAUUCGGCCUUUAUGGAAUCGCAAAACAGAGACGAAGCAUAUCAGAGGCACUUAUUCGUUCAUAUAGGCGGCCCGGCUUUAUCAUACACCGAUCCUUUACUUGAGGCCGUGGACGUCCGACAAAUCUACGACAAAUUCCCGGAAAAGAAAGGCGGUUUAAAAGAAUUGUAUGACAAAGGACCCCAGAACGCCUUCUUCCUUGUCAAAUUCUGGGCUGAUUUGAAUUCCAAUAUUCAAGACGAGGCUGGUGCCUUUUACGGUGUGACGAGUUCGUAUGAAAGUAACGAAAAUAUGACCAUCACAUGUUCAACAAAAGUGUGUUCGUUUGGGAAACAAGUCGUGGAAAAAGUCGAGACGGAAUACGCUCGUUACGAAAACGGCCGAUUCGUCUACAGGAUCCAUCGAAGUCCCAUGUGCGAAUACAUGAUUAAUUUCAUCCACAAACUCAAGCAUCUACCCGAAAAGUACAUGAUGAACAGCGUCUUAGAAAAUUUCACUAUACUACAGGUGGUGAGCAAUCGAGACACGCAAGAGACCUUACUGUGUACGGCGUACGUGUUCGAGGUGUCGACGUCAGAACACGGCGCCCAACAUCACAUCUACAGGCUCGUAAAAGACUAGCGGAAUCAAGGGCGAGAAAAAUCCCUUCACUUCAGUGCCUACACCCUCACAAUACUAGUAUUAUUAUUGGUUACAUACUUUAGUAAGUAGCUAGGUAAAUUACAAAACGAAAUUGCCAUUUGAUGAUAUAUCAUGUAAAGCUAUCCUUAAAAAUUUGAGUUGCCCUUACGUAAACUUAAGUUUCAAAGUUUUGCUUUUAUGGUAUAAAGUACUGUAGGAAAAGUUAUAUUUUUUGUUUUAUAUAUUAUAGGUUUAUUUCUCGUCGUACUUUAGUUGUAAGGUUUUGAUAUUUUAUCAUGUUUUACUCAGAUUUGGAAAAAUCUGCACAUAUCCGAAAUCGCAGCUAUUGUUUUCAACUGACAGUCUUCAUUUUCGGUCAACAUUUAAAUGUUACUAAACACUUAUUUAUUGCUAGGACAACAAAAUUUACUUAGUUAAGUUACUUACUUUGGAUACUUGAGAUACCUUGAAUUUAUAAAGUUUGCUAUUUGUGAUGAUAAUUUUUAACAUUUUAUAUAGAUUUUUAUAAUAUUUAAAAUACCCAGUAUUUUAAUUAUAAUCAUAAAAGUUUUUUGCCAAUUAAUAAUUUUAGCUUUAUGAGGUGUCUUCACAAAACACAGUCGAUGACGUGACUUAAAAUUAAUACAAUUAAUUUUAGUGUUGUUGUGAAAACAUCGCGGCCUUUGUGUUCAAUUUGGCUAUUUUGAUGCCAAUUAGACAAUAGAAAACUAUUGUUAUACUUUCUGAGUGAACUUUCUUUCAUUUGCAUCGUGCAAUUCUGAAAAAUUACAUAGAAAACGUGGUAAUUUAAACGAUAUUAUGUAAUUUUAUGAUACAAGUGGCAAUGUUUUUUGAUCUCUGAUUUAAUCUUUCGCAAAUUGUUUGAUUUAAGUCGGCAAUUUUGGUAGCUUAUAUUUUGUUAUUAUGUAAGAUUAAUUUUUACAUUUACUCAUUUCUAUUUACAUCUUUUUUUUUUUCAUUAAACGUAACAGACUUUUAUUGCACUGGCACAAAAGAUUAUCUUCCAUGAAGAUAAAACUUCGUUCGCGCUAUGAUUUUUUGAUCAUUGUUACUUAAUUGCUAGACUUAACUUUAACAUAAAAACCCUAGGUAAGAAAAAACAUUACAUAUGAACAAUAAUUAUUGUAAAUUAUCAUUUGUACUCUAAUAAAAGAUCUAUUUUAAAAAUAAAGUGUCAGUGUAAAAAGUAAAAUUGUAUAUAUUUCUAAAAAUAUGGCGGCUAUAAAUAUUUUUAUCGUCUUACUAUAAGGUUCUUUAUAAAGUGUGCUAUAUUUAAUGAAGUUUUUUUAUUCAUAUCUGGAAAUGCCAUAUCAAACAUGGAAAUUAUUGAAUCUUAUACUUUGCUCUGUAUGUGUACAGUAUUUUAAAUCAUGUUUAUAAUUUGUAUGGAAAUUAUAAUAAUUGA
Molecule: messenger RNA, 3699 nt
Organism: Tribolium madens (black flour beetle)
Lineage: Eukaryota; Metazoa; Arthropoda; Insecta; Coleoptera; Tenebrionidae
Gene: scalloped
Product: transcriptional enhancer factor TEF-1
Exons: 10
Coding region: 1071-2273 (400 amino acids)
Biological process (GO): embryonic organ development; hippo signaling; regulation of transcription by RNA polymerase II
Cellular component (GO): transcription regulator complex
Molecular function (GO): DNA-binding transcription factor activity, RNA polymerase II-specific; RNA polymerase II cis-regulatory region sequence-specific DNA binding
Source: RefSeq, a predicted model, not a curated record